Molecule: messenger RNA, 1288 nt
Organism: Seriola aureovittata
Lineage: Eukaryota; Metazoa; Chordata; Actinopteri; Carangiformes; Carangidae
Gene: rfxap
Product: regulatory factor X-associated protein
Exons: 4
Coding region: 221-865 (214 amino acids)
Biological process (GO): regulation of transcription by RNA polymerase II
Cellular component (GO): nucleus
Source: RefSeq, a predicted model, not a curated record
GGGUCAGUCCCACACUUGGAACCAAAGCAGCGAAGAAGAAAUCCGUGCUAUUUUAAAUGCAGCGAGAGCAGUAACCCCUGGAAGUGUGACGGAACCCGGAUGGCGACAUGUCAACGAAUAGCUGUAUCAGCUAACGUGAGCUGACUGCAAAGGGAUGGUGGUUAGCUAGCUAACAAGCUAGCUUGCUGCAGCAGCUGCACUGUUUUCGUACACCGCAGUCAUGAGCGAAGAUGACACUUCAGCAUCAGCAAAUAAAGACAAAGACUCCACUCUCCUGCUCACGAAAGACGGACAGCGCUACUACGUGAGUAAGAGCGGAGUGGUCGACAGCAGAAAUGUGAUAACGCCGCACGAACCAGAAAACAACGUCUCCUCCUACGACAUGGACGACCUGGACGAGGAGAGCGACGUCUUGGACACUUCUGAUCCCAGAGACAGCGCCGCCAGCCCGGAAGAGCUCAACGACGAGGAGACCUCGGAGGGUGACAACGCUCCUAAACAGUGCACUUAUGAAGGCUGCACGGAGACCACGACGCAGGUGGCCAAGCAGAGGAAACCGUGGAUGUGCAAAAAACACCGCAACAAGAUGUACAAAGACAAGUACAAGAAGAAGAAAAGUGAUCAAGCCAUGUCCAGUGGGAAACUUGAUGAAAACUCAGAGGAGCGGCCUGUGUCUGUGAACAAACAACGUCUUGGUGCCAUGGGGGACCGGCCAGCUAGACCAUCCCUGAUAGAGCAGGUCCUCAACCAGAAGAGACUGUCACUGCUCAGGAGUCCAGAGGUGAUCAGCUUCCUUCAGCAGCAGCAGCAGCUCCUGGCCACACAGAGCCGCAGCCAAUCACAGCAACAGUUCCAGGGUUGCUGACACCGGCUGCUCAAUGUUUUACCUUACUAUUUGUAAUGUAUAACGAGCACUGCCACUUGAUGCAUAAAUGUAGUAACCAUACACUGUUAACAUGAACUUCUGCAGACAGGCUGAAGGUGUGGUGAGACAGGUGGACUGAACUAGGCCCAGGCUGACUAUGUGAAAAACCAUGUCUGGUGCUGUUUAUGAAGUAUAAUUUCUUAAAUACAAGACAUUUCUUUUCAUAUUAACUUAUUGUUAAUUUACAUUGUAGUUACACCAUCAAAUCCCACUCGUUCUGUUAGUUAUUAGUUAUAGGAAGGCACUGUAUUAUAAUUGUCCAGUUGGAGUUGCUCAGAUGUUGUUGCCAAAAUAAUCAUGAGCUCAGUUUCAUCCUCCUGUCUUUUCCGUUGCUUUUAAAAAAAAAAAACAAAAAAAAAACAA